This is a messenger RNA of Paracoccidioides brasiliensis Pb18, 4722 nucleotides long. RefSeq lists its product as uncharacterized. Gene Ontology annotation, biological process: vesicle transport along actin filament; actin filament organization. Gene Ontology annotation, cellular component: myosin complex; vesicle; cytoplasm. The record is from RefSeq and is a predicted model, not a curated record. Gene Ontology annotation, molecular function: ATP binding; actin filament binding; microfilament motor activity. The transcript is spliced from 7 exons. Bases 1 to 4722 code for a protein of 1573 amino acids.
AUGGUGCACAUUUUUGACGUUGGAACCCGGGCGUGGCAACCUGACCCGACAGAGGGAUGGGUGGGCUCUGAGGUCGUGGAGAAGUUAGUGGAUGGAGACAAAGUGACUCUGGUCUUUUCCUUGGAUAAUGGAGAGACCAAGACGGUCGAGACUACGGAGGCAGAAUUACAACUGGACAACAAUGGAUCGCUUCCACCCCUUAUGAAUCCGUCGAUGCUGGAGGCAAGCGAAGACCUCACUAACCUGUCCCAUUUAAACGAACCGGCUGUUCUGCAAGCUAUUAAGCUCCGGUACUACCAGAAGGAAAUCUACACAUACAGUGGCAUCGUGCUUAUUGCAACAAAUCCGUUCGCUCGUGUUGAUUCUCUCUAUGUUCCGCAGAUGGUUCAGAUAUACGCAGGAAAACAAAGGGCUACACAAGCUCCCCAUCUUUUCGCUAUUGCUGAAGAAGCAUUUUCGGAUAUGUUGAGAGACUCCCAAAACCAAACAAUCGUUGUCUCUGGAGAAUCUGGAGCAGGAAAAACUGUGAGCGCGAAAUAUAUCAUGAGAUACUUUGCCACGAGAGGAACCCCCAAUCAAUCGGGAUCGUACAAUGCUGGGAGGGUGGAUUCAAUUAGCGAGACGGAAGAACAGAUUUUGGCGACAAAUCCGGUUAUGGAAGCUUUUGGAAAUGCGAAGACCACUCGUAACGAUAAUUCUUCACGAUUUGGUAAAUAUAUUGAGAUUAUGUUUGACGAGAAGACAAAUAUUAUCGGAGCGAAAAUAAGAACAUAUCUCCUCGAGCGCUCAAGACUUGUUUUUCAGCCUCUGAAAGAGAGAAAUUAUCAUAUUUUCUACCAGCUUGUUGCCGGAGCUUCUGAGUCGGAACGACAGGAGUUGGGCCUCUUGCCUAUCGAGGAAUUCGAAUAUCUGAACCAAGGAGGAGCUCCUGUGAUCGAUGGAGUUGACGAUAAAACCGAACUCGAUGCGACGAGGAAAUCGCUCACGACAAUUGGCGUGACGGAGGAGACCCAGGCUGAUAUAUUCCGGGUUCUGGCCGCGCUUCUGCACCUGGGAAAUGUCAAGAUUGUUGCUACUCGUACUGAAUCUUCCCUUUCUUCCACUGAACCGUCCCUUGUGCGGGCGUGUGAGAUGUUAGGAAUUCAGGCAAGCGAGUUCGCCAAAUGGAUUGUAAAAAAACAACUCAUCACGCGCGGCGAGAAAAUAACAUCGAAUCUUACCCAGCAGCAGGCUAUAGUCGUUCGGGACUCAGUUUCGAAAUUCAUAUACUCAAGCUUAUUCGACUGGCUAGUCGAAACCAUAAACCGCGGGUUGGCAACAGAAGAUGUCUUAAAUAGAGUUAAAUCCUUUAUCGGAGUUCUGGAUAUUUACGGUUUCGAACAUUUCGCCAAAAACUCUUUCGAGCAAUUUUGUAUCAAUUAUGCGAACGAGAAGCUACAGCAAGAAUUUAAUCAGCAUGUGUUCAAACUUGAACAGGAAGAGUAUGUCAGAGAACAAAUUGAUUGGAAAUUUAUUGAUUUCUCAGAUAAUCAACCCUGCAUCGAUCUAAUUGAGGGAAAACUUGGAGUUUUGUCACUCCUGGAUGAAGAAUCUCGAUUACCAAUGGGCUCUGAUGAACAAUUCGUGACAAAACUGCAUCAUCACUUUGGUGCAAAUAAACAAAAGUUUUACAAGAAGCCUCGAUUUGGAAAAUCUGCUUUCACCGUGUGCCAUUAUGCCGUUGACGUUACGUAUGAAUCUGAUGGGUUUAUUGAGAAGAACAGGGACACUGUUCCUGAUGAGCACAUGGAAAUUCUCCGUAAGUCUUCCAACGGCUUUGUGAAGGCUGUGCUCGAAGCUGCCUCUGCCGUUCGCGAAAAGGACUCGGCGGCCGUGUCCUCUCGCCAAGUUGCGGCGCCAGGUCGGAAGAUCGGUGUUGCAGUCAACCGCAAACCCACUCUUGGUGGCAUUUUCAAGUCCUCGUUGAUAGAGCUUAUGAACACCAUAAACUCGACAGAUGUUCAUUACAUUCGGUGUAUUAAACCUAAUGAAGGCAAGGAAGCGUGGAAAUUUGAAGGACCCAUGGUUCUUAGCCAGCUGAGAGCCUGUGGUGUCUUGGAGACUGUUAGGAUAAGCUGCGCAGGCUAUCCUACACGAUGGACAUACGAAGAGUUUGCUCUGCGGUACUAUAUGCUCUGCCAUUCAUCACAGUGGACUUCGGAGAUACGCGAUAUGGCCCACGCCAUUUUACGAAAAGCCCUUGGCGACGUCGGUCAUCAGCAGCAGGAUAAGUAUCAGCUUGGGUUGACGAAAAUCUUUUUCCGAGCUGGAAUGCUUGCCUUUCUUGAGAAUCUCCGCACGUCACGAUUGAACGAGUGUGCGACCAUGAUCCAGAAAAACCUCAAGUGCAAGUACUAUCGUCGCAGAUACCUCGGGGCUCGGGAGUCUAUCCUUACCACACAAAGCGUCAUCAGGGGGUUUUUGGCACGGCAACAUGCAGAGGAAAUUCGUCGUAUCAAAGCUGCUACAACUAUUCAAAGAGUGUGGCGUGGCCAAAAGGAGCGGAAGAAAUAUGUCAGUAUACGGAAAAAUGUUAUUCUUUUCGAGUCUAUCGCCAAAGGUUACCUUUGUCGACAUAAUAUUAUGGAUACCAUCCUUGGAAAUGCAGCCAAAACUAUCCAACGUGCAUUCCGGUCCUGGCGUUCGAUUCGUGCAUGGAGGCAAUACCGCAGGAAAAUUAUCAUUAUUCAGAAUCUUUACAGAGGUAGAAAGGCGCGGAGUCAAUACAAGAAGCUACGUGAGGAAGCAAGGGAUCUUAAACAGAUUUCCUAUAAAUUGGAAAACAAGGUCGUGGAACUCACUCAAUCCCUGGGAACACUCAAGCGCGAGAACAAAGUUCUUACAACACAGCUCGAGAACUACGAGAGUCAAGUCAAGUCCUGGAGAAGCCGACACAACGCACUGGAAGCUCGAACCCGCGAAUUGCAAGCCGAGGCGAACCAAGCGGGUAUUUCAGCUGCACAGUUGACUGCAUUGGAAGAGGAAAUGGCUAAAUUGCAACAAAAUCAUUCGGAGGCAUUGGCAACCGUGAAGCGACUCCAGGAAGAAGAAAAGGCGGCGCGUGAAUCUCUCAAAUCGGCGAUUGCCGAGCUCGAGAAAUUGAGACAAGCCAAUGAGGAUCACGAACUCGAUAAGGACUCCCUCCGCCAGCAAAUAUCUGAACUCCAGGAUGAAUUAGAGCUUGCUAAGAGAUCCGUCCCUGUCAAUGGGGUUAAUGGCGACCUUCAAAACGGAACUGGCUCUCAGCCUCUUGUUAGUGGACUGAUCAACCUUGUUUCGUCAAAGAAACCUAAACCGAAGAGACGCAGUGCUGGGGCUGAAAGGAUCGACAGCGAUCGCUUAAGUGGUGCCUAUAAUCCACGACCGGUAUCGAUGGCCGUGCCAAGUGGAAGCCGUGCACGCUCGAAUCUGUCCGGCUCCACUUUUGCUCCAGGGGUUGAUUCUAUCGAAAUGGAACUGGAGAGGCUGUUGUCUGAAGAAGACGCACUUAACGACGAAGUUACGAUUGGUCUGAUCCGGAACUUGAAAAUUCCUCUUCCAGGUUCUACGCCACCACCAACAGAGAAAGAGGUCCUUUUCCCAUCAUACCUUAUAAACCUUGUGACAUCUGAGAUGUGGAAUAACGGCUUUGUGAAGGAAUCCGAAAGGUUCCUUGCUAACGUGAUGCAAUCCAUUCAACAAGAUGUUAUGCAACAUGAAGGUGAAGAUGCAAUUAACCCUGGUGCGUUCUGGCUUUCCAACGUGCACGAGAUGCUAUCGUUCGUCUUCCUGGCCGAGGAUUGGUACGAGGCGCAGAAAACGGACAACUACGAGUACGAUCGUCUUUUGGAAAUCGUGAAGCAUGAUCUAGAAAGCUUGGAAUUUAACAUCUAUCACACUUGGAUGAAAGUCUUGAAACAAAAGCUUUUCAAGAUGGUUGUCCCAGCUAUCAUCGAGUCUCAGUCACUUCCAGGGUUUGUGACUAACGAAACUAACCGCUUCCUUGGAAAACUCCUCCCAUCUAACCCCCCGGCUUACAGCAUGGACAAUCUCUUGAGCCUUCUCAACAGUGUCUAUAAGGCGAUGAAAGGGUAUUAUCUCGAGGACACUAUCAUUCUGCAAACCGUCAAUGAGCUUCUUCGUCUUGUCGGUGUCACUGCAUUCAACGAUCUGCUGAUGAGAAGAAAUUUCUUGUCAUGGAAGCGUGGCCUGCAAAUCAAUUACAAUAUCACUAGGAUUGAGGAAUGGUGUAAGAGCCAUGAUAUGCCGGAAGGUACCCUGCAACUUGAGCACCUCAUGCAAGCUACGAAAUUACUUCAACUUAAGAAAGCUACUCUCAACGAUAUCGAGAUUAUCCAGGAUAUCUGCUGGAUGCUCUCCCCCAACCAAAUACAGAAACUCCUCAACCAGUAUCUGGUUGCCGAUUACGAACAGCCCAUUAAUGGCGAAAUCAUGAAGGCGGUUGCCUCUCGCGUUACUGAAAAGAGCGAUGUCCUUCUCCUGACAGCAGUUGACAUGGAUGAUAGCGGUCCUUACGAAAUUGCCGAGCCACGUCAAAUCACAGCUCUAGAAACCUACACGCCAUCAUGGUUGCAAACACCUCGUCUGAAACGACUCGCGGAGAUCGUGUCCACGCAAGCCAUGGCACAGCAAGAGAGGUUUGAGAUGGGGGAACAGUCUGAGGCUAUCGAUGUGUCCGCAUAA